Messenger RNA from Synchiropus splendidus (mandarinfish), 1314 nucleotides. Its product is annotated as serine-rich adhesin for platelets-like. The record is from RefSeq and is a predicted model, not a curated record. The coding region runs from base 7 to 1314 and encodes 435 amino acids. The transcript has 3 exons. Lineage: Eukaryota; Metazoa; Chordata; Actinopteri; Syngnathiformes; Callionymidae.
ACUACAAUGAGCGGAUCAACACCUGUAAGGUCAAUAAGCACUGGAGGAUCAAUGGCUGAGACUACUAGAUCAAGUACAUCUGUUGCUUCAAUGGAAAACGCGGGAUCAACUACAAUGAGCGGAUCAACAUCUGUACGGUCAAUAAGCACUGGAGGAUCAAUGGCUGACACUACUAGAUCAAGGACAUCUGUUGCUUCCAUAGCAACCACGGGAUCAACUACAAUGAGCGGAUCAACACCUGUCAGGUCAAUAAGGACUGGAGGAUCAAUGGCUGACACUACUAGAUCAAGGACAUCUGUUGCUUCAAUGGCAACCACGGGAUCAACUACAAUGAGCGGAUCAACACCUGUAAGGUCAAUAAGCACUGGAGGAUCAAUGGCAGACCCUACUAGAUCAAGGACAUCUGUUGCUUCAACAGCAACCACGGGAUCAACUACAAUGAGCGGAUCAACACCUGUCAGGUCAAUAAGGACUGGAGGAUCAAUGGCUGACACUACUAGAUCAAGGACAUCUGUUGCUUCAAUGGCAACCACGGGAUCAACUACAAUGAGCGGAUCAACACCUGUAAGGUCAAUAAGCACUGGAGGAUCAAUGGCUGACACUACUAGAUCAAGGACAUCUGUUGCUUCCAUAGCAACCACGGGAUCAACUACAAUGAGCGGAUCAACACCUGUAAGGUCAAUAAGCACUGGAGGAUCAAUGGCUGACACUACUAGAUCAAAGACAUCUGUUGCUUCAACAGCAACCACGGGAUCAACUACAAUGAGCGGAUCAACACCUGUAAGGUCAAUAAGCACUGGAGGAUCAAUGGCUGAGACUACUAGAUCAAGUACAUCUGUUGCUUCAAUGGAAAACGCGGGAUCAACUACAAUGAGCGGAUCAACAUCUGUACGGUCAAUAAGCACUGGAGGAUCAAUGGCUGACACUACUAGAUCAAGGACAUCUGUUGCUUCCAUAGCAACCACGGGAUCAACUACAAUGAGCGGAUCAACACCUGUCAGGUCAAUAAGGACUGGAGGAUCAAUGGCUGACACUACUAGAUCAAGGACAUCUGUUGCUUCAAUGGCAACCACGGGAUCAACUACAAUGAGCGGAUCAACACCUGUAAGGUCAAUAAGCACUGGAGGAUCAAUGGCUGACACUACUAGAUCAAGGACAUCUGUUGCUUCCAUAGCAACCACGGGAUCAACUACAAUGAGCGGAUCAACACCUGUAAGGUCAAUAAGCACUGGAGGAUCAAUGGCUGACACUACUAGAUCAAAGACAUCUGUUGCUUCAACAGCAACCACGGGAUCAACUACAAUGAGUCAAUAA